This is a messenger RNA of Epinephelus moara (kelp grouper), 916 nucleotides long. RefSeq lists its product as uncharacterized. Bases 64 to 861 code for a protein of 265 amino acids. The transcript has 8 exons. Gene Ontology annotation, molecular function: oxidoreductase activity. The record is from RefSeq and is a predicted model, not a curated record. Lineage: Eukaryota; Metazoa; Chordata; Actinopteri; Perciformes; Serranidae.
AUCACUAGGGGACGAAACGCGAACAGCCGUACAUGUGAUGUAAUCCCCCAUCCAAAAUCAGUCAUGGCCUCAGACGAUGCAUUUAAAGUCUCUUCUCUGAAGGGGAAAGUGACCCUGAUAACGGGUGCCAGCUCGGGUAUCGGGGCAGGUACCAGCGUCCUGUUCGCCAAACUUGGAGCUCUGCUGGCUCUGAACGGCCGUGACGUGGAGAACCUCAAAAAGAUAGCCAAACAGUGCACCGACUGUGGAGCUGCUGAGCCUUUGCUCGUUCCUGGGGACCUGACGGAUGAAGAGACUGUGAAGAAGACAGUGGAGCAAACUAUCGCUCACUUCGGCCGGCUGGAUGUCCUCGUUAACAGCGCUGGUAUCCUGGCCAUGGGCAGCAUCGAGACAACCGACCUGGCUCAGUAUGACAAGGUCAUGAACAUCAAUGUCAGAUCUGUGUACCACCUGACUCAACUCUGUGUGCCCCACCUGAUCAAGACCAAAGGCUCCAUCGUCAAUGUAUCCAGUGUCAAUGGACAGAGAUCAUUCGCUGGUGUGCUGGCCUAUUGCAUGUCCAAGUCCGCCAUUGAUCAGUUCACACGUUGUACAGCACUUGAGCUGGCAUGUAAGCAGGUCAGAGUGAACUCUGUCUGCCCUGGUGUGAUCAUCACAGACGUCCACAAGAGAGCAGGACUAGAUGAGGACCAGUACGCCCAGUUUCUUGCCAAGUGUAAACAGACCCACGCCCUCGGUCGACCAGGGGAGGUGGACGAAGUGGCCCAAAGUAUCGCCUUCCUGGCCUCCGACGCUGCCAGCUUCAUUACUGGAGUCAACCUGCCCAUUGACGGGGGCCGCCAUGCCAUGUGCCCAAGAUAAGAUCAUGUAUGUAAAGAUACAGCAGUCUGCUAAUAUAGUGCUUUCAACUCUUUAA